Pelodiscus sinensis (Chinese soft-shelled turtle) is the source of this 2700-nucleotide messenger RNA. The record is from RefSeq and is a predicted model, not a curated record. Lineage: Eukaryota; Metazoa; Chordata; Testudines; Trionychidae.
CCUGUUUGCCUGAGCAUGUCAAUGCCUGGAACAAGUUGUUUAAGUAUGCUUGGCAAGAUUACAGAUCUAUCAUUGCCCAACUAUCUAAUGGCUUCUUCAGUUGGACUGCUUCCUACUCAGCUCCUAAACUCCUACUUAGGCACCACUUUGCGAACCAUGGAAGAUGUCAUUGCUGAACAAAGUGUUAGUGGCUAUUUUGUAUUUACUUUACAGAUUGUUAUAAGCAUUGGCCUCAUGUUUUAUGUCGUUCACCGAGCGCAAGUGGAAUUGAAUGCAGCUAUCGUAGCAUGUGAAAUGGAAAUGAAAACUUCCCUUGCUUCAGGCAACCAGCCAAGCACCACUUCUUCAACAACAUUCUGCAACAAGAGGACAAUAGCAUUUUCCGGGGGUGGGAUCAAUAUUGUGUGAUAUGAGUAUUAAAAUGUAAGGUUUUGUAAAUGUACGCUAUUACUUAGAAAUGUCUAUGGACAACUAUAACCGGUGUAAAAAAAUUAAAAAACCAGUUGCUGGUUGUACUUUGACACAAACCAACUCAGCAAUUCCUAACUUGCACAAGGAGGGUGAUAUUUAGCAAGGAACAAUAGAUGGCUAAGUAACUUUAAAAUGUAGAUGCAAAUUACUGCACCUUUUGUCCUUUAUGUUUGUCAUCAUAAUCUGUAGCCUGCACUUUAGGUUUUGUUUUGUGUUUGCUCUUAAAAACUGAGAAAGAUAGCCCAGAAGUAAAUAUUUUUCUGCUUAGCAUUAUUUAUAAGGUUGAAUUUAUAUAUGGUAGAUCUUUAUUACUGAAAGAUGAGUUAAAGUAUGCAAUUCAAUGUACAAUACUUUUGAAUGUGCUUUGCUUUCAAAAUAUUUCCAGAAAUUACAGUGUAUUACUCUGUUAAUUAUGGGACCAUUUGACUUUCCCUUCAUUUCUUACUUUUUAAAAAAGAGAACCCUAUAUAAACUUUUGGUUGAAUGUAUUUUUGUAAUUCAUUGAAAUGUUGCAGAGCCACUUGUACUUAUUCAGACAAGCUUAAACCCUACGUUGUGGGACUGAAGUGCUCUUAAAUAACGUUUUAAGUUACACUGUGUAAUAUGCAAAGUAAAAGGGAAACUAUAGAGGAUGUAAUAGAUUACGGUGAAUAUAGCACUAUCUGAGGGAAAACUCACUAGUUAUUUGCUCCAUUGGCAACAAAAGGGCUGUUCCAUUGCAAUUCUAUUUAUAAAAACUUUUUAAAGAUUUAUUUAAAGGAUAGAUUUGUUUUCAUUGCACACAAUACAUACAGUAAGAAUAGGGACUUCAAUUUCUCUCUGCCAUAAAAAAGUUAGGAUACUAGCAUUAGAAAUCUUAGACUAAGGUGGCCUUUGUUUUAUAUAAUGGUGAAGAUUCUUUAUUCCUUUAAAAAUGUUUAAAAAUCAAGCUAAUUCCAGUUAUACUCCCCCUCCCCCCACUUCUUUAAAUUUUUAAAAGAUUUAAAAUAUUGUAUCCUUAGGAGAAACACAGACUACGGGCUUUCCUUCAGAGCAAUUAACAGAAAAGGACAGCAAUGUUUUUGAGACUCAGGAACUCAGAAUCCAUUUUGAAAGAGACAAAAUUUUACUAGAAGAAUUAUGGGAUAGUGCUCCUUUUGUGCGAGCAGUGGAUUGUUUCUCAGUAUGUUAGUGCUUGUGUAUGUAGAUACAGUAUCUUUGUGCUUAUACAUAUGUUUGUGUGAGUUAAGUUCUGUAGAUAUACACGCAAACACUCUUCAGCUGCCUCAGAGGCCAAGUAACCAUCAUAAAAAUCAAGAUUUAUUACCUUUCUUUUGAGAAAUGACCUUUGUAGUUAUUUUGUUCUGAGCUGUAAAAAUAAUUUCUCAUCUUUAAGUUAGAAUGUAAUUGCUUAUGAUAGUACCUCCUUUGUGUAAGGCUGUUCUUAGGAUGUGCAAGCACAGGAUUUAGAAGUGAUUAAAUAGAUCACUUGCUGUAGAAGACAAGGGCCUUAACCAUACCUGGGAAGCAGAGAUUUGAUAACCUUUUAACAGCCUUAUGGUGAGGAUGUAUCAUAUUUAAAUAAUUUGACACCUACAGACUUUGCAGUAGUGCAAGUGAAAUUAUGCUAAAUAUGUAAGUAUUCUUUGUAAACCCCUGUUCUUAGAAGCUGAAUUAACUAAAUUAAACAGUGAAGUUUGGAAUGUCUCUUUUUUUUUUUUUUUUUAAAAACAGUCGGUACAUGCCUUGAGGGGUGUGUGCGCAUGUGUUGGCCUCCCAACAGCUGCAUUCCUGUUCUGUAUGAAAACCAUGAGAGAACUUGAUUCUUUCUUGAUGGUGUUAUUUGUCAUUAAAUAAUGAUUGAUUCCUGUAGUAACCGUUUUUUCUUCUGGGAUAAUGCUCAGUAAAUGGAUCUGAACUUUGCUCCAUGUGAAUUGAACUGACAAUGGUAUAUUUGUGUGUGAGGUGUCUUAAUUUGUUUAAUUUAAGCAAGCAUUGAUCAUAUAAUAACAUUUCCCAAAUACAUAUUUUGAAGUGCUUUUAUUUAAUAUUUUGUAACCAGAAUAGCUUCACUAUGUGAAUACUUUUUGUAGUAUGAAAUUAGUUCUUAGAAUUAUUGCAUUUUGCUUAAUGCUUGUAAUACUUGUGUACAGAUUAAUGGGAAAUAUGCAUUAAAAAGAACAAUUUCUAUUUCAUGCCAAUCAUAAUUUUAUACAAUAAAUUCUUUAAACAAAUAUUGUCAUGUAUUAC